Spathaspora passalidarum NRRL Y-27907 is the source of this 656-nucleotide messenger RNA. RefSeq names its product mitochondrial 54S ribosomal protein uL11m (gene MRPL19). The coding region runs from base 41 to 472 and encodes 143 amino acids. The record is from RefSeq and is a predicted model, not a curated record. Lineage: Eukaryota; Fungi; Ascomycota; Pichiomycetes; Serinales; Debaryomycetaceae. Gene Ontology annotation, molecular function: large ribosomal subunit rRNA binding; structural constituent of ribosome. Gene Ontology annotation, biological process: translation. Gene Ontology annotation, cellular component: ribosome; mitochondrial large ribosomal subunit. The transcript has a single exon.
CGACAGACAUAUUUAUCAUUUUAACAUAUACACCCACACAAUGUCAGCUAAACCAGCUCUUAUAAAGUUAAUAGUCGGUGCUGGAAAAGCAGCACCUGCUCCACCAGUUGGUCCAGCCUUAGGUUCCAAGGGUGUCAAAGCCAUAGAUUUCUGUAAGGAAUUCAACGCCAGAACUGCCCACUAUAUUCCAGACACACCUAUUCCCGUAGUGCUCCGUGUCAAGCCAGAUCGUACAUUCACGUUUGAAAUGAAGUCACCUCCAACUAGUUGGUUAUUGUUCAAGGCUGCCGGUAUAUCCAAGGGUGCCGGUGAAACCGGCAAGCAAAGCGUGGGUGAAGUCAGUUUGAAGCAUGUUUAUGAAAUUGCCAAGAUCAAAAAGACUGACGAAAGACAUGUGGAUACUGACAUGAAAGCAAUUGUCGGCAGUGUUAUCAGUACUGCUAAGGCAGUCGGGAUUAAAGUGGUGCCAUAAACGAACUUUCGUGUAGCAAAGCCGAGCUGAAGUGAGCGAAAGUGCUUGAAGUCAUAGGGAUAGUAAUGAGGAGAGAGCAGAGACACAAUUAGUUGUUAUCUUGUACAUAGUGCAUAAAUAAUAUCAUGAAAUUUUACUGUCGUAGUAAAGUAAUGUUCUACAGUAACCAGUUGCAACGUCUAUC